AAAUGUUUUACAGUCCGAGUUCAUGCAGACGUUUUCAACGUAACUAUGUAUAAAACUGAGUUUCUUUCAGUUAUCCUAGGCUUGCUUCUGAACGUCACAGAUGUAUCGGCCUUGCAAUGUUUCAACUGCUCAAACAUCAGCGAUCCAAGCGCCUGCAACACUACAAUCAUGUGUAACUCUGACGAAGCUUGUUACCAGGACUCAGUUAUCUCAGGACAGUCUAAAACAAUCACUCUCGGUUGUAUACAUAUUAAGCAAUGCGGUGUGACAACAAGCGGUCCUGGAACUCUGAUUGGUCGAGAUGUCAGCAGACGACAAAACAAUCAGUGUCACGAAUGUUGUUCUACAGACCGUUGCAACGAACUCCUAUGCGCCCGUCGAAAUCCGGCUGAUUGCAUCGAUGAUGAAACAAUAGACUGCUCACGGAUGAAUUCAGUGUUUGGAAUCUGCAAGGACAUUAGUCAUGCAAAAGCGUUGUGCCCUCAUUUCUGCGGAUUGUGUGAUGUUGUGGACGGUGUUUGGACGGAAUGGACACCAUGGUCUACAUGUGACGUCACUUGUGAAACAGGAACCCAGUCAAGGGCAAGGACGUGUACAAACCCAGCAACAGCUCAUGGUGGUUUAGACUGUAUUGGCGACAAGGCACAAACUAAACAAUGUCACAAGCAGCUUUGUCCUGUGCACGGAGGGUGGAGCGCCUGGAAAGCAUGGGGAACCUGUUCGGUGACAUGUGGUAUCGGCAUACAAAGACGACAACGCACGUGUACAAACCCAGCACCCCAGCGGUUUGGCGACCACUGUUUCGGUUUGAGCUUGGAUGACCGGCUGUGCAUGUCUAUAGCAUGUUCAAAUGGCGGAUGGACAGCCUGGAGAUCCUGGGGAAGUUGUAGUAUCACCUGUGGAGGAGGUUUCCGUUCACGGUCUAGAACCUGUACAAAUCCGAUAACCUCUCUUAGCGGCAAACACUGUAAAGGCGAUACAAUACAAGUAGGAGCAUGUAGCAACACCGUUUGCAAAGGACCUAAUGUUGCAUUCCGAAGUAAGGACUCCCGCAUUCCGGGCAAACUAUCGUAUUCAAGACAGCCACACUGAACGAAGGCAGCGGCUACGAUAAGACCACAGGGAUAUUUACAGCACCAGUAGCAGGAACAUAUUUGUUCUCAAUACAGCUGUGUGUUAAAUUAGGACAUGAUGUUGAUUACGCUAUAGUUGUAGACGGCGUGAAUGUAAAAGUAGGUCAUUUUGCUGACGAAACCUGGCAACUGUGCUACACAGCAGACACUGUCGCCAUUUUACGUUCCGGAAGCCGUGUUUGGGUGAAAUGUAUUUAUGACACGUGUUAUCUAGCUAACGCUACUAAAGGUACUUAUUAUUCUAACACAUUUUCUGGUGUGUUGAUUCACACAUAAAAUCCAAUUGUUUUUUCAAUAGAUAGGUACAAUACAAUGUAUUUUUUGUAUUCCAUUGUUGCUUUUAAUACAGGUGUCAUGUUAAAAAGGAGUGAUUUCAUUACUUUCCUGAAAUACGUUUUGUAUUCAGUAUUCAUCUGGCAUACCUUUCAUGUUUAUUUUUCUGUAAAGGCAUUUAUCCGAUUAGCUAUAGUGAAAUACAAUACAUCUUUUUUAAAAGUGAUAGAAAUUUACAUCGCCGGCGUAUGAAGACUAUCGCUAUAAGUCGCAUGGGUUUUUUAGACGACUGUCGUAGAGAAAUGUAGCGACAGUAAUUUAAAAUAUUUUCAGUUUUUGUGAACAUUCAAAAUUGAAAAAAGAAAGAAAGUAAAAAUUGCUUUUAUUUAAACUGAUAAAAUUGUACAUAGAUAAAUUCUUGCUUUGAUGUUUCAAUAUUAUUACUAAUUAUAGUUUGGUAAGUCACACUUGACUGAGCUAUUGAUAUCGAAAGCUGUUGUCAUUACAAGCUGGCCAGUAAAACUCCGUGACCUUAGAAAUAAACUCUGACGUUAAAACUAUUCUUUCCUAAUUGAAACGACUCUCUCACUGAACGCAUUCAUGGAUUACAUAUUACUAAACCCGAGGAUGGUAGACUGAUUUUUUUUCGGCGACGCCGUCUAAAUUCGUUUUCGUUACCUAUGCCACGUGACUUCAGUUUGCAAAUCAAACUGCUUGUUAACGCAUUAUAGAUAAUUUAUCAAAAUGGAAGAUUUAUGCAACACUCUGCCUGAUUGGACGAGAGUGUCAAUUUCUUUCACUCUGUUGAUUGUGCUACGCUGAGUGAAAUGUAGCAGAGCGUUUAUCCUAAACGACGCUGUUCACAGUUUUAAAGCUAACUUUGGCUCAGUAUAUUUAGCAAGAAUAUUGAUAUAUCUCAAAAUGAUAAGAAAGUUUAAUAAAUAUGAUAAAAACCUGUUCAAAUACCAACAUAUAUCAGAUUAAAGAAAGAGCUGAAUACGGUCUGCGUAUCACAUGAAUAAGGGUGUGAUAAGAGUCUUUUAUGUAGAGAAGUGCUUUUUAAAAGAUUUUCCUUGUUACAGUUGUCGUCUGUAUAUGAAAAGAUUUCUUGCUUUUGUGACUUAUUCAGAUUGCAUAUUAAAAUGAGUACUUGUUUGCUUUGAUAUAUUUGUUAUAAAUUAUUUAACUGAUUUAUUACAUAUGAAUAUUUUUCUUUAGUAUGGUAUGCAAAUAUUGAACUCAGUUGAAAUCUGUUUCAUUAUAUAUAUGCUAUAUAAUGACUGAAUCUCAUUACACUGAAAUGAAGGUACGCUGCAUACAGUUUAUCUAUGUGAUAUGACUACGGUCAAACUUUGCUUAUGAAACAGAAAUAUUGAAAUAAUUCCAAUUGUAUGUUUUGCUUGACCUUCACUUUUUUAUAGGUGUGACGUCAUUGUCCAAAGAUUCAUGAAUAGCGAAUAUGCAUUUGUUAAAGCGGGAUCAGUUGGCCUAUUUUAGAAAUAAAUAAAAAUAAUAAAUAAAAAAAAUCCUUUAAUUGAUUUUUUCUCAUGUAUUCUAAUCAAACUUGAUUUGUAGCAUCUUUAUUAGGCCCGCAGCCAACUUU
This is a messenger RNA of Mercenaria mercenaria, 3009 nucleotides long. RefSeq names its product thrombospondin-1-like. Lineage: Eukaryota; Metazoa; Mollusca; Bivalvia; Venerida; Veneridae. Bases 46 to 1092 code for a protein of 348 amino acids. The transcript is spliced from 10 exons. The record is from RefSeq and is a predicted model, not a curated record.